AUGGUUACCAAAGCAGGCCUGGGAACCUUAACAGAAGCCAGGGUGCAGGAAACUGAAGCCAACAGUGAUGCAGAUUUCUCUGAGAUCCAGAGUCUUCAGUCAUCCCACAAGAAAGUCCAGGAUGUUGAAUUUAACAAAGCUCUCUCAGAAAAGAUCGCAAUCACAAGGGAAAAUGCAGUGCAUUCUGAAACCAGACAUAACUGCAAGGAAAGUGAUGAUGGAUUUCUUAAAAAAAACAAACUAGAAAAGCAUCUACAAACUCCCAUGGAAAUGGCAUGCAGUCAGCUUAAUCACAGCAACAGUGUAACAUUCAAUAUUAAUGAUUUAACUGAUCAAUUAAGUCACAGUGGGAAAAGACAAAAUAAUACAGUGGCAUUACAUGAUCAGAUGUGCAAUAAAGAGAGGCUCUACAAAUGUGUCACAUACGGCAAGAGUUUUACAGAUAGAAAGACUAUAACAGUACAUAUGAUAAUUCAUACUGGUCAGAAGCCCUACAAAUGCACCACGUGUGACAAGAGUUUUACAAAGAGAAGUAAUAUGAUAUCUCAUCAAAGGACUCACAGUGGACAGAAGCCCUACAAAUGCAGUGUGUGUGAGAAGAAGUUUACACAUAGGAGUAAUAUGAUAUCUCAUCAAAGUUCCCACAGUGGACAGAAGCCAUACCAAUGCAGUCUGUGUGAUAAGAGGUUUGCAUGGAAAAGGACUAUGGUACUUCAUCAGCAUAUCCACACAGGGCAAAAACCCUAUAAAUGCACCAUGUGUGACAAGAGGUUUGCAUGGAAAAGGACUAUGGUACUUCAUCAGUAUAUCCACAUGGGACACAAACCCUACAAAUGCACCAUGUGUGAUAAGAGUUUUGUACAGAGGAGUAUUAUGAUAUGUCAUCAAAGGACCCACAGUGGACAGAAGCCGUACAAAUGCAGUUUAUGUGACAAGAGGUUUACACAUAGGAGUAAUAUGAUAUCUCAUCAAAGUACUCACAGUGGACAGAAGCCCUACCAAUGCAGUGUGUGUGACAGGAUGUUUACAAGAAAAAGGACUAUGGUACUUCAUCAGCAUAUCCACACAGGACACAAACCCUAUAAAUGCACCAUGUGUGACAAGAGUUUUGCACAGAAGAAUCAGAUGGUAAUUCAUCAGAGCACCCACACAGGACAGAAAAACUACAAAUGUGCUACAUGUGGUAAGGGUUUUACAAAGAAGAGUAGUAUGUAUAGGCAUCAGAAUAUACACAGUGGGCAGAAACCCUAUAAGUGCACCAUGUGUGGCAAGAAGUUUACUAGGAAGGGUAGCAUGGUAAAACACCAACAUACACAUACUGGAGAGAAGCCCUAUAAAUGUACCACAUGUGACAAGAGUUUUGCACAGAAGAAUCAGAUGAUAAGUCAUCAGAGUACCCACACAGUACAGAAAAACUAUAAAUGUGCCACAUGUGGAAAGAGUUUUAGGCAGAAGGGCAAUAUGUAUAGCCAUCAAAAUACACACACGGGGCAGAAACCCUAUAAGUGCACCAUGUGUGACAAGGCUUUUACACGGAAGGAUCACAUGGUAAAACACCAACAUAUACACACUGGCAAGAAGCCCUAUAAAUGUACCACAUGUGACAAGAGUUUUGUACAGAAGAGUCAGAUGGUAAGUCAUCAGAGUACCCACACAGGACAGAAAAACUACAAAUGUGCCAUGUGUGGUAUGAGUUUUAUGCACAAGAGUAAUAUGUAUAGGCAUCAGAAUGCACACAAGGGGCAGAAGCCCUAUAAAUGUGCCAUGUGUGACAAGUGUUUUGCACAGAAGAGUCAGAUGGUAAGUCAUCAGAGUACCCACACUGGGCAGAAAAACUACAAAUGUACCACAUGCGGUAUGAGUUUUAGGUACAAGAGUAAUAUGCAUAGGCAUCAGAAUACACACAAGGGUCAAAAACCCUAUAAGUGCACCAUGUGUGACACAACUUUUACACGGAAGGAUCACAUGGUAAAACACCAACAUAUACACACUGGAGAAAAACCCCAUAAAUGUACCAUGUGUGACAAGAGUUUUGUACAGAAGAAUCAUAUGGUAAGUCAUCAGAGUACCCACACAGGACAGAAAAACUACAAAUGUGCCACAUGUGGUAAGGGUUUUAGGUACAAGAGUAAUAUGCAUAGGCAUCAGAAUAUACACACUGGGCAGAAGCCCUAUAAAUGCACCAUGUGUGACAAGAAUUUUGCACAGAAGAGUCAGAUGGUACGUCAUCAGAGGACCCACACUGGACAGAAAAACUACAAAUGUGCCACAUGUGGUAAGAGUUUUAGGCACAAGAGUAAUAUGCAUAGGCAUCAGAAUACACACACAGGGCAGAAACCCUAUAAGUGCACCAUGUGUGACAAUACUUAUACACAGAAGGUUAGCAUGGUUAAACACCAAUGUGUACACACUAGAGAGAAUCCCUAUAAAUGCCCCAUUUGUGACAAGAGUUUUGCACAGAAAAAUCAGCUGGUAAGUCAUCAGAGUACCCACACUGGACAGAAAAACUAAAAAUGUGCCACAUGGUAAGAGUUUAAGGCAGAAGGGUCAUAUGUAUAGGCAUCAAAAUACACACACUGGGUAGAUUUUUUUCACAAAAUCUCACCAA
This is a messenger RNA of Protopterus annectens (West African lungfish), 2608 nucleotides long. RefSeq names its product zinc finger protein 271-like. The record is from RefSeq and is a predicted model, not a curated record. The transcript is spliced from 2 exons. NCBI's taxonomy places the organism in Eukaryota, Metazoa, Chordata, Ceratodontiformes, Protopteridae. The coding region runs from base 1 to 2511 and encodes 836 amino acids.